Molecule: messenger RNA, 663 nt
Organism: Cucurbita maxima (winter squash)
Lineage: Eukaryota; Viridiplantae; Streptophyta; Magnoliopsida; Cucurbitales; Cucurbitaceae
Exons: 1
Coding region: 1-663 (220 amino acids)
Source: RefSeq, a predicted model, not a curated record
AUGGAAGAGCAUGAACACCACCUGUUGUUAGUUUUCGAAAAACUGAGAGAACACCAACUAUAUGUGAAGAGGGAAAAAUGCGCAUUCGCGCAACAACAAAUUAACUUCUUUGGACAUGUAAUAGAAGCAGGCAAGGUAGGUAUGGAAGAGGAGAAAGUCAAAGCCAUCAAGGAGUGGAAGACCCCCUCCUUAGUGAUAGAAGUGCGCUCCUUUCUUGGGUUGGCAAAUUACUAUCAGCGAUUCGUUAAAGGAUUCUCGAAGCGCGCAGAGCCCUUGGCCGAACUACUAAAUAAGAGAAACAAGUGGAGUUGGACUUCACGGUGUCAAGAAGCCUUUGACAACUUUAAGAAUGCCAUGAUGGAAGGGCCAGUUUUAGGGAUUGCCGACAUGAAGAAACCCUUUGAAGUCGAGACGGAUGCCUCAGACUUCGCCCUAGAGGGAGUCCUACUCCAAGAGGGACACCCCAUUGCGUACGAGAGUCAAAAGCUAAAGGAGGCAGAAAGAAGGUACGCGGCCUCUGAGAAAGAAAUACUGGCAAUUGUCCACUGUUUACAAUCUUGGAGACAGUACCUCCUCGGAGCCAAGUUUGUAGUCAAGAUAGACAACAGUUCCAUAUGCCACUUCUUUGACCAACCCAAGUUAUCGUCGAAACAAGCGUGCUGA